Molecule: messenger RNA, 966 nt
Organism: Thermothielavioides terrestris NRRL 8126
Lineage: Eukaryota; Fungi; Ascomycota; Sordariomycetes; Sordariales; Chaetomiaceae
Exons: 5
Coding region: 134-784 (216 amino acids)
Source: RefSeq, a predicted model, not a curated record
UAGCUCAGCUGGGCACUCCUUUUACUCUUUCUCCACCCCCCUCCACUGCCUGGCAACAGCGCGGGUUCCUAUGACGCGUUAAAAAGGAGACUCCAGCACCACUAAACGCUACGACUCUACAACUCCUCCAAACAUGGACAAGCUGCUCGGCAAGGCAGUCGAGAAGGUGUUCGGCGACGACGACGAACGUCCCGAGGGACACCAGGGCGGCGGCAACAUGGCCCACGGCGGCGCUUACCCCGCCGGCGGCGGCUACCCGCACCCUGGCGACGACGACCUGCAUGGUGCUGCCUCGGCCGCAGCCAGCCACGCGCCGGAAGACGAAGACUUCUUCUCCAACGUGAUUGGCAAGCUGCUCCAGAAUAAGUCAAUGUCGCAGGUCGCCGAGGAAGACAUUGACGAGGAGGACGCAGUCCAAUCCCACCGCAAAUUCUUCGGCUCGUCCUCCUCCUCCCACCACGAAGAGCAAGCCUCCUCCUCCAGCCUCGGCAGCGCGGCGGCCAUGCAGGCGCUCAAGCUCUUCACCUCGUCCAGCGCGUCGCCGAGCGGGCACAACCAGAGCCAGAACGCGCUGGUCGGGCUGGCGAUGGCCGAGGCGUCCAAGCUGUUCGACGCGCAGGCGUCGCAGGGCCGGGUCGCCGCCGGCGCGGACAAGCAGAGCGCCGUCAUGAAGGCGGGCGAGAUGGCGCUCAAGAUGUACCUCAAGAGCCGCGGCCUCGGGGGCCAGGAAGGGGGCGCGGGCGGGCUGGGCGGGCUGGUGGCGCUGGCGGGUAAAUUUGUGUGAACUCGCUAACGGGGCGAGGGAGCCUGUAUGUGGCUGAAUUGGAUUCUGGCCUUGCUUUACAGGUGACUUUCUAUUGCGGCUUGCUCUGUAUUCAAUGAGGUGGUUUACUGAUUGAGAGCUGGGGCUGCUUAAGAUCGGCACCCCUAAAAGCCCCUGAACCCCAUUACCAGUUACUCCCCUUU